Molecule: messenger RNA, 2497 nt
Organism: Morone saxatilis (striped sea-bass)
Lineage: Eukaryota; Metazoa; Chordata; Actinopteri; Moronidae
Gene: amd1
Product: adenosylmethionine decarboxylase 1
Exons: 9
Coding region: 200-1210 (336 amino acids)
Biological process (GO): spermidine biosynthetic process; spermine biosynthetic process
Cellular component (GO): cytosol
Molecular function (GO): adenosylmethionine decarboxylase activity
Source: RefSeq, a predicted model, not a curated record
CACAGUAUGGCCGGCGAUAUUAGCUAGCACUCGCUAACGGUAUUCUCUGCAAAAGGGAAGACGGUAACUCAAGAAAAUCAACACCUGGAUUGCUUAAAGGACUGUACCUCAAUAAAUUAUAACUGAUCGAGGAGGGAUUUAUUAAGCUGUUAACGUUUCAACCGACGGUUAAUAUUUUUUGUUGGGUGUCUGUUGUCUCAUGAUGGAAGAUAACGGUGCACAUUUCUUCGAGGGGACCGAGAAGCUGUUGGAGGUGUGGUUCUCCCGGCAGGAUGAGACCAAAGGAACCGGGGACCUCCGUACCAUCCCAAGGUUUGAGUGGGACAAACUUUUGGAGAAUGUGCAUUGUUUGAUCAUAAGUGUGACAAAGUCUGACAAGCAGGAAGCUUAUAUACUCAGUGAGAGUAGCAUGUUUGUCUCCAAGAGACGUUUCAUUUUGAAGACGUGCGGAACCACCCUCUUACUGCAAGCACUGGUGCCUCUGCUGGAACUCGCCAGGGAGUACUGCGGUUUCGAUGCCAUCGAGAAUUUCUUCUACUCCCGCAAGAACUUUAUGAAACCAACCCAUCAAGAGUUUCCUCAUCGAAACUUCCAGGAGGAAGUGGACUUUCUCAGCCAGAUUUUCCCAAAUGGCGCAGCCUACUGUAUGGGACGUUUGAACUCUGACUGCUGGUACCUGUUUACCCUGGACUUACCAGAGUACUGGGAGAACAAGCAUGCGGAUCAGACGCUGGAAGUUCUGAUGAGUGACCUCGAUCCAGCCAUUAUGGACCAGUUCUAUAUGAAAGAUGGUGUUUCUGCAAGUGAUGUCACUCGUAUGAGUGGAAUUCGUGACCUGAUACCAGGUUCUGUGAUCGAUGCCACAAUGUUCAACCCUUGUGGAUACUCAAUGAAUGGAAUGAAGACUGACGGUACUUACUGGACCAUCCACAUCACCCCAGAGCCGGAGUUCUCCUACGUCAGCUUCGAAACCAACCUCUCCCAGACAUCGUACGACGAUCUGGUCAGGAAGGUGGUGGAGGUGUUCAAGCCAGGAAAAUUUGUGACUACGCUUUUUGUCAAUCAGAGCUCCAAAUGUCGCAGUGUCUUUUCUUCUGCCCAGAAACUCGAGGGCUACAAGCGUCUCGACCGCCAGUUGGCUCAGUUCAACGACUACAAUUUUGUCUUCACAAGCUACGCCCAGAACCGCCAGCAGAACCAGCAGAGCUGAGGGUUGAGGAUGAAGAGGCGUAAAAAGAAAGGCGGCUGCUCAGGGCUCCCCCCCUGCGGCCGGCUUCACCCCCCAAUAGAGAGCUCGUCGUCAUCCCUCCUCCCCCCCUUCUGCUGCUGCCGUCGUCCAGAAUCUGCCGGUGCCGACACGGUCGCGAGCCCUAGUUUAACCUCCAGUUUGAGUUGUUUGCGUUGUUGUACCUGUGACUUAGAUCUCUUGCAUGAAAGCUCUUUUCUCUGUUUCGAUAUUCUAGCUCACUCUUGCUGUGAUCUUGAAGUGCAUGUAGAGGAAUUAAACACGCUCUGUUUGAGGCUGUCCACCUGUGCCCAGUACGACGGCCCCUUCCUGCAGGUGUCCCCUCUCAUCCCCCACAGACAAGGCUUCCGCCCGCACUAGGCCAGGGCCCUGACAUGCUCAGACCAGUAUGCCUCUUUAUGAGCGCAGCCUGUCCACUUUUUUUUUUGUGUUUUGUUAUUUCAAACCCGCCACCCGUCUCCAUCUAAUUUGCCCUCCAAUGUGACAGUUGGUAUAUAUGAAUCUCUAACGAUUUUUGAGUGCACUUUAAAAACCUGUUUACUCGUGGUACAUAAAAAAAGGCCGACCUUCCGUCUCGAGCCUGAUUGAAUGUAUAAGUCGUGGUAAGCCUUUGGCCGUUGUAGUAGUCAUCGCAUUGUUUGAAAACGAACGCCAUACUUGCUGUUUAAUGUCGCACUAUUCGAUAAAAGGCGUGCAGCUUAUUGGUCGAUGUGGUCUCUGGUUGCUGCAAACUGCAGUAAAGCAGAAGACUUUGCUGGGCUUCGAAUUGGACUCCCAACACCAGCAUUCAUUCAUUUGUGCUCCUCCACCUCGACAAUCAUAGUCCUUGUUUCCCCAAAUAGACAGGCUAUUAAAGUUGUAUGCCUGGACAUGAAUCAUUUAAGACACUUGUCAUGCGCACUUUGUUGGCUUCUUUUUGUACAGCGUGCUGUAUGUAUGGGAAGCUUCCAUCCUAUAUACCCCCCCCAGUCAUAUUCAGUCUAAUUUUCCACAUUCAUAACCAAUUGGUUACAUGGGAAAAUGUUCAAACUGAAUGUAGCACAGGCCGUGUAAAGCAGCGGUCUACCCUCCCCCUCCCUCCCCCGUCUUUCGAAUGUACACGUCUCUAGAGAAAAGCCUGGACCGGGUUUUGAGCUGAAUGUACGACUCCAGGAGAGCACACUCACCCUCCUCUUCCCUCACACGCACACAGAGCUCACAAUGACCUCUGUCGAGCAGCCAUUGUCCAGCUUGCAGCAGCCCCCCUCCCCU